AUGCUGGCCUGUACAGAGAUGAUCACCAUGUGUCUUCAAUCUGCCAAGCACGAACACUUGAGAAAGCAGCAGGAGCUUGAUCACAACCAGAAUCAAAGCAGCUCUCUUUUCCAGGAUAUAUUCCGCCGGGCUGACAAAAAUGACGACGGGAAGCUGUCUUUGGAGGAGUUCCAGUCAUACUUCACUGAUGGUGUCCUCACUGACGAGCAGAUGCAGGAGCUGUAUUUCUCCAUCGACAGGCAGCAGACAGACAACCUGGACAUAGACAAACUCUCAGAGUACUUCAGUCCACACCUGGGAGAGUACGUCAAUGUCCUGUCUGCUCUGGAAAAGCUCAACGUGGCCAUUUUAAAGGCCAUGGAUAAAACUAAAGAGGAGUAUCAGGGCUCCUCAGUGCUUGGUCAGUUUGUGACGCGCUUCCUCCUGAGGGAGACCUCCACUCAGCUGCAGUCCCUUCAGUCAUCACUGGACUGUGCUAUGGAGGCUGUUCAUGACCAGGGCUGCACAGGGAGGAGGAUAGUGAAGAAGCCUGAGGACCUGCCUAUCCAGAGGGUGGCCAAACGCCCGGGCCGACGCAUCCAGAAGAACAUGUGUCUCUCCCCUACAGACCCCUACUCUGGCAUGCUUACCACAGGGGUCAGCGUCGAGCCAGACAACCACUGGGGCUCCCAGAUCAACCAACUGGAACAGCUCAUAGACAAGCUGGAGUGUGAGAGUCCACAUCUUGAACCUCUCAAAGAAGACACAUUGGCAGGGACAUAUAAAUCGAACAUCCUCCUGAUCCAAAGACAAAUGUCUGUGAAGGAGAGGGAUGUGGAAACGUUUCAACAAGCUCUAAAGAUCUACACAGAUGCCACGACCAGCCAGCUAAACAACCUGCACGUUUCAGUCCAGAACCUGCCAGACAGAUCGUGUUUCAUCAUGUAUGAAUUUUGGCAGGAUCGUCUCUCCUGGAUGAGCUACCUGCAAUCGUCCAUCAGUAAGACCUUCCAACGCUGCAUUAUUGACUCACUGGAGGAACCGGAGAUGGUCUCCACCAUGCUCCUCCCAGCUUCUUGGUGGAUUAUGAACAACAACUGA
Scomber japonicus (chub mackerel) is the source of this 1080-nucleotide messenger RNA. Its product is annotated as N-terminal EF-hand calcium-binding protein 1-like. Lineage: Eukaryota; Metazoa; Chordata; Actinopteri; Scombriformes; Scombridae. Gene Ontology annotation, biological process: regulation of amyloid precursor protein biosynthetic process. The transcript is spliced from 12 exons. Gene Ontology annotation, cellular component: Golgi cis cisterna; cytoplasm; endoplasmic reticulum. Gene Ontology annotation, molecular function: calcium ion binding. Bases 1 to 1080 code for a protein of 359 amino acids. The record is from RefSeq and is a predicted model, not a curated record.